UCUGUUUGAGCUGAAAGACUUUUUUAAAUCCUACAUUUAAAUCAUUUUUCAUUAAGCUGAUAAAAUGUUGAUAAACCUGAUCACUGAGAGGUGAGACCUUUGUCACGGCUUCAGACGCUCCAAUAAUAAAGUCAAAUGUGGGGAAUAAGUGAUCGCAUCCAUCAGCGUGAGCGUGCGAGGAUCGGUCGCCUGCAGUUGAUGAAUGGACUCGGACCCUAACCGAGUUUCUCUACAUGUAGAUCAGAUCAUAAAAGCACAUUUAAAUAAAAGCUCACAGUGGAAUCAGGAGUGCGUCUCUACUGACCUCUGCACCCACAUUUACAGCCUCGCUUUAAAUCAACUCUUUUUCCUCUUUUCACCUUUAGUCUGCUCUUUAUUCUAAAUCUUAAAAAAAAGAGAAACUCGAUUUUCUCAUGUUUUAUAUCAUUUAAAGGAUCGUUUUCUGUCUUUGUCACGUACGUAAUAAUGUAAUUAGUUACAAUACACAAGCGUCUAAAUUACUGAAUGUUCAUACUAACAGUUCAUCCAUGGGAGUUUAACAAAUAAGCAAAAAUUAAAUUAAAAACAUAAAAUUAUUUUUAUUAAAAAGUAAAAAACCACACCGGCUGAUGUGGAAGUGAAGCAGUGGGGGUGUUUGGGUGGGGGGUGUUUACGUCCAUCCCCCCUUUAUUUUCUCUUCACCCUGCGAGCGGGUCGGGGAUGUGUCCCAAAAGAGCGAACCCCCCUUCACUCUACCCCGCCCGUCCUGCUUGUAUUCGAGGCGGCUCAUUUGUUCAUUGUUCACUUUGUUAAAUUAAAACCUGCAGGCUGAUAAAUUAUUAUUAAAUAUAAUUUUUAAUUAUCGCUGAUCGUUUUUUGGUCGAUCAGCUGCUGAAAUUUUUAUUUACAUUUACAAUUAGUUUUUUCAUCACUCACAUUCUUCCUGGAGAAAGAUCACCUCCUCUCCUCCUCUCCUCUUCCCUUUCUGCUCCUCUUCAUCAUAUUUUUACUUUGAAUUUCCUGGAAAUAAUUUAAUUCUCCUCCUUGUGUUUUUCCUCUUCUUCAUUUGUGCAGAUGGGUUUUCUCUCCUCCUUCUCCUCUUCUCUUUUCCUUCCUCUGCUUGUCGGUUUGCAGCCCUGACUUGGUCCACCCCUCGGAGCCUCGGAGGCCUUCGCCCCUUAAGACUGGAGCGCCUGUGAAAAACCUGCCUCGCUUCCUGUCUGACAGUCAGAUCGUCUCAGAGGAAGUUUCUGAGUGAGGUGAUGAAAAUCAGACAAAAGACAAAAGCAAAGGAAGCAGCAGACAACUGAAGAUCGGUCUCAGUGAACCACAGGACGCAGGAACGCACCGUAACGGCUGACUGGACAUUUACUGAUGGAGAUGAUCGAUUGAGAUGAUCAGGAUUCAGAGAUAAUUGGAUUUCUGAAGCAGUCAUGGCUACAGACACCUCUGAGAUGGGAAAAACAGGCCCAAACCUAUUUGUGACCAGGUCACAGCGCUCCCUGGUGAUUGAGCACGAGACUAUUUAAGCUCAGGUGUUUUAACACCUGUGUCGGCUUCACGUUACCCAGGUUUCAGUGAGCGAACACCUCCGUACCGCUGGUGCUUAGAUUGGUCCCUCUGAGCAAGCGGGAAGUGGUCACAAACUUGAGUCAUAGAAGACAUUUGCUGUGUUAGAAACAUGAAGACAGGACCUGGUCCUGAAGCUGAACCAGAACUAGACCCUGGUGACUGCUGUUCAGGUUCUGGAUCAGGGUCAGAAAUAAUUCCACCUUGUGGAGCCAUGACCUCAUCCCUGGAUGAGAGUCUGAACUCGGUCUGGUCUUUCAGCCUCCGUCUGGCCUGAGCUGCUACCACAGAGACCAUCAGGGACCCAUUGACCUGGCUCAGGGUCUGAUAACAGACCCAGGACCACAAGGACUGGAUCGCUGAGCGGAUUUUCAUCACAACCACACGAAGUGAUGGGAUAAACUAGAAACCAGUUCAGACUGAGAGAGAGAGAGAAAGCAGGUGACUGCAUGGGGCGAUCAAGACCUCUCUCUCUAGCUCUGGUUGGUUGGCACCUCCUCCCCCUCCUCCGCCUCCUCCUUCUCUUCAUCUCACUCUCGCACACCCGCACACUCACAUCGUCUCUCACCUCUCCUCUCCUUAUAAGGCCAGGCUCCACCCCCGCCGUGAUGUCGUCAGCAGCAAGGAGGAAGACCCGUGGGGUUUUUGGGUUUUGGCGUCCAGUCCUGUGGGGCCGCAGGGCUGAGAGUUUCUCCUCCGCUCCUCAUCCCUCCAUCCAGGCCCACCUCCUCUCUCCUCCUCUCUUUGGGGAAAAGAAAAAAGACACUUUGCUUGAUUCACCGUCCGGACCUGGCUGUUCUCCCCCUCGUUUUCUCAUCCUCUGAGGAUUUUAUUUCUCUUUUCCUGUUUCCUCCUCCUCCGGCCUUUUUUUCUGUCACUGAUGAUCAAGAAUAAAAAAAAACCUUCUUAAAAACUUGCAGACUGGAUUUUUUUCUGUCCUGAAAAGUUGAAUUAAAUCUGCAAAUCAGACAAAAAGUUCUGCAGAAUUUUAAACUCCUCAUUUUUCUUCAUCCUCGCCACCUUGUUUUAUACCUCGACGUGCGGGUGAAGAAAAUGUCGCCCGUUCAGAAGCCUCGCUCCGUCCUGUAGAUCACAUUUUUUCUGCUGGACUUUUUCUUCUUCUUCUUCUUCUUCUUGUCUUUGUGGCUGAGCUGCAGCAGCGCCGCUCACAGCGUCCGGGCCCCUGAGAUGUUUGGCAUCCAGGACAACCUGCCCCGUGGGGCCACGGCCAACAUGAAGGAGGAGCCACUCGCCGUUCGCUCCUGGAUGCACUCGGCCGGUGUGGUGGACGCCAACACGGCUGCUCAGAGUGGGGUGGGAUUAGCUCGCGCUCACUUUGAGAAGCAGCCGCCGUCCAACCUGAGGAAGUCCAAUUUCUUCCACUUCGUGCUGGCUCUGUACGAUCGCCAGGGUCAGCCCGUUGAGAUCGAACGCACUGCCUACGUCGACUUUGUGGAAAAGGAGAAGGAGCCGACGGGAGAGAAGACCAACAACGGGAUCCACUACAAGCUGCAGCUGCUCUACAGUAACGGAGUGAGGACGGAGCAGGACCUGUACGUCCGCCUCAUCGACUCCAUGACCAAACAGGCAAUCAUCUAUGAAGGCCAGGACAAAAACCCUGAGAUGUGCCGAGUUCUGCUGACGCACGAGAUCAUGUGCAGCCGCUGCUGUGAUAAGAAGAGCUGCGGAAACAGGAACGAGACGCCGUCAGACCCCGUCAUCAUCGACAGGUUUUUCCUCAAGUUUUUUCUGAAGUGUAACCAGAACUGCCUGAAAAAUGCAGGAAACCCACGAGACAUGAGGCGAUUUCAGGUGGUCGUGUCAACAACAGUGAAUGUGGAUGGUCACGUUCUCGCUGUCUCCGACAACAUGUUCGUGCACAACAACUCCAAACAUGGCCGCCGGGCGCGGAGACUGGACCCGUCUGAGGCCACUCCCUGCAUUAAAGCCAUCAGUCCCAGUGAGGGGUGGACGACGGGCGGCGCCACCGUCAUCCUGAUUGGCGACAACUUCUUCGAUGGCCUUCAGGUCGUCUUUGGCACCAUGUUGGUGUGGAGCGAGCUGAUAACCCCUCACGCUAUCCGAGUCCAGACUCCGCCCCGGCACAUCCCCGGAGUUGUCGAGGUCACGCUGUCCUACAAGUCCAAACAGUUCUGUAAAGGAGCGCCGGGACGCUUCGUCUAUACAGCGUUAAAUGAGCCUACCAUCGAUUACGGCUUCCAGAGGUUACAGAAGGUCAUCCCCCGCCACCCUGGAGACCCGGAGAGACUGCCGAAGGAGGUGCUGUUGAAGAGAGCAGCAGACCUGGUGGAGGCGCUCUACGGGAUGCCUCAUAAUAACCAGGAGAUCAUCUUGAAGAGAGCAGCAGACAUCGCUGAAGCGCUCUACAGCGUUCCCAGGAACCACAACCAGAUCCCAUCGCUAGGCAACACCGCCUCCCAUGGCAUGAUGGGCGUCAACUCUUUUAGUGGGCAGCUCGCCGUCAACGUCUCUGAGACAACGCAAGUCGGCUACAGUCGAAACACCAGCAGUGUGUCACCACGAGGAUAUGUACCAAGCUCCACCCCCCAACAGAGUAACUAUGGCAACACAGUCAGCAACAGCAUGAAUGGCUACGGCAACACAGGCAUGCCAAACCUUGGGGUGGCAACAUCACCCGGUUUCCUCAACGGGUCAUCGGCCAAUUCACCCUACGGCAGUAAGUAUCAAGUUGUUCCCUCCAGUCCCACCAUGGCCGUCUCUAACUGUAACUCCUCGCAUGGAGUUUUUUCCUUCUCGGCUGCCGUCAAACAGAAGAGCGCCUUCGCUCCCGUUGUUCGGCCGCCAGCUUCACCUCCUCCUCCACCCAACUGCUCCGCCAACAACGCCAAUGGGCUGCAAGCCAUGUCCGGCCUCGUCGUUCCUCCCAUGUAGAAAACCUUCCUCCUCGUUCCUCAGCUGUCUCCUCCCCCUCAGCCACGAGCACUAAUCACCUCAGAGGAGGAGGGACCUGUGGCCUAAGGAGGCGGGGUCUCUGGCAGCAGCCGGUCGUCUGUGACUGGGCCGAGCCUCUGGUCUCAAAGAAGAACCUGAGAAGGACUUUUUGUAGAGCAGCUUUCUGCAGGUGCUUUCAGCUGUCUGUAAUUAUUCUGAUGUUAUACUCUAUGUUUGGGGGCGGGGUCAUUCGAUAUAAAAACUGUGAUGUCACAUCCGAGACUUGACUUCACUUAGACUGCUUGUGAUGUAAUCUUAGUUGAAGAAAUGGGAAUCUAAAGAUGAGUGAGAUUAAAGGCUUCAAAUUACAGGAAACAGUUCCAUCCAUCCAUCAAUCCAUCUUCUUCCGCUUUAUUCGGGGCUGGGUCACGGGGGCAGCAGCCUAAGCAGAGAAGCCCAGACCUCCCUCCCAGCCACCUUCUCUAGCUUGUCUGGGGGAACACCAAGGCGUUCCCAGGCCAGGCGAGAGAUAUAAUCUCUCCAGCGUGUCCUGGGUCUGCCCCGGGGCCUCCUGCUGAGACAUGCCCGGAACACCUCACCCAGGAGGCAUC
This is a messenger RNA of Oreochromis niloticus (Nile tilapia), 5072 nucleotides long. RefSeq names its product EBF transcription factor 3a (gene ebf3a). The record is from RefSeq and is a predicted model, not a curated record. Gene Ontology annotation, biological process: regulation of DNA-templated transcription. The transcript is spliced from 16 exons. Gene Ontology annotation, molecular function: DNA binding; DNA-binding transcription factor activity. NCBI's taxonomy places the organism in Eukaryota, Metazoa, Chordata, Actinopteri, Cichliformes, Cichlidae. Bases 2737 to 4461 code for a protein of 574 amino acids.